Argiope bruennichi is the source of this 3040-nucleotide messenger RNA. RefSeq lists its product as uncharacterized. NCBI's taxonomy places the organism in Eukaryota, Metazoa, Arthropoda, Arachnida, Araneae, Araneidae. The record is from RefSeq and is a predicted model, not a curated record. Bases 64 to 2166 code for a protein of 700 amino acids. The transcript has 2 exons.
UGUUUGUUGACAAAGAACGAAAAGUGAAUGACAAAUUGUGUUGACAUUUAACGAUAAGUAGCAAUGGAUAAACUAUGGAAAAAGUCUGCUCUCCCUAGCGUUGAAGAUAUUGCAAAAGAGAUUUCUGUCAGGAAAAAUUUAACUUCAGAACUUUCUAAAUCAAUUCAUGCUAUCCAGGAACAAAGUUUGAAAAAAUCUGUUGUAACUGAUGACGAAUCUUCUACUGGUUUAUGUAAUGUUUUAGAAGCGAUAUUUAUUCACGGCUUGAAAGACAAGUUCAUUCGGAAAAUGUCUGCUGUAUUUGGCAGUAAUCCUGAAAAAAUUCCAGAACCUCAAUUUUGGACAGCAGUAUGUAAUUUUAGUCACAAAAAUGUAAUCUCAGAAAUAUACAGUUUCAAGCAAGUCACAUCUGAUGUUGGCCGAGGUCGUGCUUGGUUGCGGGCAGCUUUAAAUGAUGGAUUAAUUGCUAGCUAUGUCAGUAAUAUGUUGUCGGAUAAAUCUGGUUUGCAGAAACACUAUAAUAAUUCUGCUUAUCUUCGUGAUGAGGAACAGUCAGAUAUCAUGAAAUCGUUAUUAGAAGGCUUAACUGAAGUGAAGUUUGAAUUGUCUUGCAACAGCGACUCUUUAAAUGUGUGGCAUAGUAUACCCUUGACCUUAGCUGAUAUUUGGACUCCUCCUGUAACGCCACAACCUGUUAUGCCAGCUGUAGAUGUGAUAGAUUUUUUUACUGAUCCAAAGAAUCAAAUGAAAAGCUCUCCCAAAACUAAAAAAACAUUUGUCGUGGAAAGCUUGCCAACAAGUGAUUUGGCAGAGUCAUCUAAUAAUAAUCUUUCUAAUCCGCAAAGUGAUAUUCAGCCUCCAAGUGAUAAUAAAACUUCAGAAGAAAAACAGAUAGAAGAAUCCAUUGAAAUUUUAAGUGAAGAAAAUCCUCAAGAUAAUAAUCCUGCUUUAAGCAGUUCUCUACCUGAUCAAAGUGAUAUGAACUGUAUAAUUUCAAGUUUAGAAAAUCUCGACAAAUCACCGGAACAAAAUUCUGAGGAAAUCAGUUCAAAAGUUUCUUCAUCAGAUUCAGUUCCAGAUUUUGGCAUAGAAAUCAUAGAUGAUUUUUCUGAGCACUUUGGGUCUGUUGGUAACAAGCUAUCUGAGCGUUCAGGCUGGUCCUCUUCGUUUGACUGUGAUAAAGAUUCUGGAAAUGGGGAAGCAAAUCAAAGUUAUGAUUCCUUAUUACAGAGCUAUAAUAAAAACUUGAACAAAGUUGUGAUUGGAACACCAGACUUAGCUGAUACAUUUUCAUCUGUGAUGAAGUCAAGGGAUGAUGAUAGUAAUUAUUCACCAGAUGAUGCAAAGUCUCCUGAUUCUGAUUUUGAGAUUGUUCCAAAAUAUCUUGCUGUUGAACAUGCAGAUGGAGAAACAAAGAAACUCAUGGAAAUAGUUGGGAGGCUUUGUCCUGAAAAAGGUUUGAAUGCUCAAGAUUUCAAGUGCAAUUCUUGUGGCUGUCCCAUUGGUGUGAUUUAUGGAAAAUCUAGGCUGUGCUAUUACGACGGUUACAAUUAUUGCUACGAAUGCCAUGAAAAUGAUGUUGAAUUUAUUCCUGCUCGUGUGGUGCAUAAUUGGGAUUUCAACAAAUAUCCUAUUUCUAAACGUGCUAAGAUAUUUAUUUCUCAAAUAGAAAAAGAUCCAUUACUAGAUAUAAAAGUGUUAAAUCCGGCUGUUUAUACAGCCAUUGAAGAAAUGGCACAGAUGCAGUUACUAAGAACGCAGUUAACUUUUUUGUAUGGUUAUAUUUGUACUUGCAAAGCAUCUAUUGUAGAGGAAUUAAGGAAGAGGGUUUGGCCUAGAGAAUACUUAUAUGAACAUGUUCACUUGUAUUCUGUGUCAGACCUGUUGGAAAUAGCUUCAGGGGCCCUUGCACAGUUUCUUAUGAAAGUAAUUGCUUUUGCCAGAAAGCAUGUGUUAAAUUGCCAGCUUUGUGUUGGGAAGGGUUUUAUAUGUGAAAAAUGUGAUAGUGAUAAACCAAUUUUUCCUUUUGAUGUUGAAACCACUUACCGUUGCGACAAAUGUCUUGCCGUAUAUCAUGACACAUGUAUGAAUGUAAGUAUGUGUUGUCCUAAAUGUGAGAGAAUAAAGAAAAGACAGCAGUUAUUGGAAGAUGCUUCAAUUGAUUAAAUAAAGCAUCUCUUUUGUCAUUGUACCAAACUUAUUAUCUAGGAUUUUUGAGUAAUUGUAGUUUUAGCCAUGUGGCAAGUGUCCAUCUGAUGCAGCACAAACAGAAGUUAAACUAAAUUUAAGUUUUUAGUCCUUUUCUGUUAAUUUGAUGGCAGUAUUUAGCAAGCAUAAAAUAUCUCUUUUCUAUUACCUUGAUGAUCACUGUAAUCUUGGUAACUUAAGUGUAGCAAUUUUGAGUUACAAAAGAUUUUUUUUUUACCAACUUUAAUACACAUGGAUGCUAAAUUUUGUAUAUUUACUAUGCAAUUUGAUUGCUGACAGGUUAGCAGAACAGCACUUCAUUUACUAUCUCUAAAAGAUUUAUUGAUAUCAUUAAAACCUGAUCUAAAUACAAUUUUUUUUAAAAAAAUCUCACUACCGCUGAUAAAUAAUUAUUAAUAAGAUUUCUGAAGUUAAUGGUAGUUACGUAUGUUUUUUGAUGUAACUCUUUAAAACAAUUCUUUGUAAUGGGGAUGAUAGCUUUUUGUCACCAAAUCCUUAAAGCCUUGUUCUCAAAUGAGAUAUAAAAUUCGUUACAAACUUGCUACAUUAAGAAGAUGAUUUUUUUUUUUUUUUUUUUUUUUAAUGUUAAGCUCUGCUAUAGCUUUAGAAGCAUACUUUACACUUCAAAAGAACUCACAAUUGAUAUUGAGAUUGCAGGUUUAAAUUUUAAAAUAGUUCCUUUAUAAGCAAUAGACCAAAAAUUUAUAUUCACAUCCAACAGAGAGUCACCCCAGCUAGUUUCUGGCUUAGUAAUUUUUUUUCUGAGAAAAAAAAAAUCUUUCAAUGAUUAAGAAGUAAAAUUAAAUAUUCCCAGUAUUUUAUUUUGGAUACU